AUGCCGAAAAGACUUCCUGGUAAACAUUUUGAUAUUGAAGACCCGCAAGCGGUGCCGGAGCUGUCUAAAGAUAAAAUCUUUUGUGCUGUGAGGCGUGUUAAAUGCAACAGCAACAGCAGCAGCAGCAGCAGCAGCAGCGGUUUUGGGGGUGGGGGUUUCGGGGCUGUUCCUGCUGCUGCUGGUGCAGCAGGAGCAGCAGCAACAGCAGCAGCAAAUAAGAUAUCUGGGCGUGCAAAGGUUUUAGGUUUACCUCCUUCGUUUGAAGAUGUGGCAGCAAAGAGCUGCGUACAUGUAUACGAGACAGAGAAGGCUUUGCUGCUGAACUUGCUGCAGCGGGUGCAUGCUGCUGACCCUGAUAUUAUAUCGGGACACAACAUAUUUGGAGACAGCUUAGAGCUGCUAGCGCGUCGAUGCAGCGCUCUGUCUCUUCCCUUGUGGCAUAAGGUUUCACGCUUAAAGAGGCCUCGUAAUCAGAAGCCCCCCUGCAGCAGCAGCAGCAGCAGCAGGCAGCAGCAGCAGCAGCAGCAACAUACUCAUCUACGUGCAGGAAGGAUAUUUACUGUAGGCCGUCUUGUUUGUGAUACAUACUUACAAGCUCGCGAGUUGCUGGGGCAUAAGACAAAUUAUGAAUUGCUCCCUCUCCUUAGAGAGGCAUUCUACAACAACAACAGCAGCAGCAGCAGCAGCAGCAGCAGCAGCAGCAGCAAGAUGUCUGCUUAUCAGCGGCAAGUUGUUGCGAAGCUGCAGCGCAUGCAGCCGUUUCCUUAUGAUGAUUUUCUGUCAUUCUUCUGGGUGCAGAGCCCGUCUUUGCUGCUGCAUGCAGCAAAUCUUUGUUUACUUGAAGCCUAUAUGUCUUUGGUGCUGCAGCAGCAGCUCAACUGUCUCAGCAUCACUCGGCAGCUGUCUCUAAUUGCGGGAAACCUUUGGGCUCGCUCGUUGCAGAACGCAAGAGCUGAAAGAAAUGCCUUUCUUUUGAUGCAUGCAUUUUAUGGAGACAAAUAUAUUUAUCCCGACCCAGUAGAUACAAGAAAAAAGUUUAAGGGGGGCUCAACAUCCGUUGCUGAUGCUGAUGCUGCUGCUGCUGCUGCUGCUGCUGGCGAUAUGAGUGAUGGUGAGGGAGACCCAGCAACAGCAGCAGCAGCAGCAGCAGCAGCAGGAGAGGAGCGCAGCAGCAGCAAAGGGCCUUCAUACACUGGAGGCCUUGUCUUAGAACCCCGUGCAGGUCUCUAUGAUUCUUUUGUGUUAUUGUUAGAUUUUAAUUCGCUUUACCCGUCUAUUAUUCAAGAGUUUAAUAUAUGUUUCUCAACUGUACAGCUGCCUCAACUGCAUGCAGACAGCAGCAGCAGCAGCAGCAGCAGCAGCAAGGUAGAAGACGAAGACGAUUUGUGUAUAUAUGCUAUAGAUUCAUCGCCUGGUGUUUUACCUCGUGUAUUGAAGCAAUUAGUAAGUAAACGAAGACAAGUAAAGGCAGCAGCAGAGAAGGAGAGCAGUGCAGCAAGACGUGCAGCCCUUCAUGUGCAGCAGCUAGCGCUUAAGCUAACAGCAAAUAGCCUCUACGGCUGCUUAGGCUUCAGCGGAAGCAGAUUCUAUGCAAAAGCAAUUGCUGCUUUUAUUACUCAACAAGGCCGCAAGGUGCUGCUGACUGCUAAAGAAAGAGUGGAAAAACAAACAGGCUUGACUGUGCUGUACGGAGACACUGACUCUCUUAUG
Eimeria acervulina is the source of this 1710-nucleotide messenger RNA. Its product is annotated as DNA polymerase alpha catalytic subunit, putative. Gene Ontology annotation, molecular function: single-stranded DNA binding; chromatin binding; DNA-directed DNA polymerase activity. The annotation marks the transcript as partial. Lineage: Eukaryota; Apicomplexa; Conoidasida; Eucoccidiorida; Eimeriidae. The record is from RefSeq and is a predicted model, not a curated record. Gene Ontology annotation, biological process: leading strand elongation; mitotic DNA replication initiation; lagging strand elongation. Gene Ontology annotation, cellular component: alpha DNA polymerase:primase complex. The transcript is spliced from 2 exons.